UUCUGCCCUGAAGGUCACUACAACACACUUUCCAGACUCCUCCUUAGAUCUCCCGAAUCAAGUCUGAAAAUCAUGCUCCACGAUCCUCUAGUCCCAUAAUAUUGGUAAAUAUGCGUUGAUUGGGAGCAGCAUGUCAGCUUGGUGGAAUAGUCCGUAUGACGAUCUCCCUGACUGUGAUCUUGGUCGAGUGUACCGGAGACAUUCGAUUCGGCCUUCCUAUUAUGAUGGUGCUCAUUAUAGCCAAAUGGACUGGUGAUUUCUUCAAUCAGGGUCUUUAUGAUAUGCAUAUUCAGCUGUUGGGUAUUCCAAUAUUGCCAUGGGACCCACCAGAGCUGUCUUCAAACAUUACUUCUGAAAAAAUCAUGAGUAUGCCCGUGGUAGCAUUCCAGGAGACGGAGUUGGUGGGGAAUAUCCUUGAUACACUGUUGGAGGUCACACAUAAUGGUUUCCCAGUUGUACAGGUCAUACAGUCAGAUAUAAGUGAUGAAAGUUACGGGAAGUUGUAAGGUUUUAUUCUGCACUCACAGCUGACCUUCCUGCUCAAGAAAAGAGCGUUCACUAAUCACGAGGGUGAAUGCUUCCUCAAGAAGGAGUUGAAGCCACAGAACUUCAGGGACGAUUAUCCCAGACAUACAAAACUUAGCGAUAUCACUAUAAAAGAGGAGGAACGUGACUACACAAUUGAUUUGACACCUACAUGAAUCCUGUGCCUUACACAGCCAGAGAGAACGUUUCGCUACCAAGAAUAAUCAAGUUGUUCCGAGGUCUUGGCCUCCGCCAUCUUGUGGUUGUGGAUGAAGACAAUGAAGUCGUCAGAAUCGUCAGUCGGAAAGACUUGGCACGUUAUCGGCAGAUCACGCGCCGUCUUGGACAAGAAGUUGACAAAUUAGAUAUCAUCGACUCCUAGCUUCUUCACGAAAACAGGGAUUUUAGUUGUCUGGUGGUCAUUUCCUAAAGGCUGCCAUGGAUCAUUGGGGAAGCAGUGUGCAGUGCUUAGUUCAUAGUCUCAUACAUAGGGGGCAGUAUCAGAAUCUCAAAGAUUCUCUGCACCUGAACGAGUGUCCGUACCAGGGCAGGUUAAGAAUCUAACAUAGGGAGUAAAUGUGUAACUUGAAGUUACAUGUAGACCACAUACACAUCGGAUGUGUACUUAACACAUAAGAUAAGUACUGAUGAAUUGUAUAGAAGUAGGGUGUAUAUUGUCUACAGAUACACAUUUACAAAAUAUUGUUUACAGUUAAAAAGGUGUAUUCCUGUUUCGCCUAUUCCUGUUCCGCCUAUUCCUGUUUCGCCUAUUCCUGUUUCGCCUAAUUCCUGUUUCGCCUAAUUCCUGUUUCGCCUAUUCCUGUUUCGCCUAAUUCCUGUUUCGCCUAUUCCUGUUUCGCCUAUUCAAAUGUAUUGCUAACCUCCCCACAGACGUAGGAAUAUGAACCGUCCCUGACUGACCGACCAAACCCGAGGAGAGCCACAUAUGUACGCAUUGACGAACGCAUGUUACGCCUCAAAGAACAAUACGUCAAUGGAGAGAGGGACAUAAUGAGUU
Molecule: messenger RNA, 1543 nt
Organism: Lineus longissimus
Lineage: Eukaryota; Metazoa; Nemertea; Pilidiophora; Heteronemertea; Lineidae
Product: H(+)/Cl(-) exchange transporter 7-like
Exons: 7
Coding region: 156-506 (116 amino acids)
Biological process (GO): transmembrane transport; chloride transport
Cellular component (GO): lysosomal membrane; intracellular membrane-bounded organelle
Molecular function (GO): voltage-gated chloride channel activity
Source: RefSeq, a predicted model, not a curated record